This is a messenger RNA of Chenopodium quinoa (quinoa), 2340 nucleotides long. RefSeq names its product chaperone protein DnaJ-like. Gene Ontology annotation, molecular function: heat shock protein binding; ATP binding. Gene Ontology annotation, biological process: protein refolding; response to heat. Lineage: Eukaryota; Viridiplantae; Streptophyta; Magnoliopsida; Caryophyllales; Amaranthaceae. Gene Ontology annotation, cellular component: cytoplasm. Bases 452 to 1939 code for a protein of 495 amino acids. The record is from RefSeq and is a predicted model, not a curated record. The transcript has 11 exons.
UUUAAUCCCCACUAGAGACACUUUGAGGAUGAGGAUCUCUUACUCUUUUCCCCUCACUCUCAAAGUGUGUUACCAGCAAAUAUCAAACCAAAAAAAAAAACUCUGUACCAAUUGAUAAAUAACAUUUAUUCCACGGUUUAAUCAAAAUAACAAAACCAUAAAUCGAUCCCGUAUUGUAUUUUCCAAAAAAGUAGAGUAAACAAUAAACAAAAAGGCAACGAAAUCAGUUAGUGUAAAAUUAGAGGCUCAAUUUUUCCCACACAUUCUCACACGGCCACACCACAAUCUUUUUGUUUUUCUGGGCACUUCCUCCUCAAACUCCUCCAUUUUUUCUUACACCCUUCAAUAAUCACACAUGAACACUUCAAUUCUACCCAUUUUCUUCUCCUUCAAUCCAUAAAUCAACAAAUUCAAAAACAAAAACAAAAUCAAAACUUAAAAAUACAAAAAAAUGGCGACCACACCUUUCUAUCUUCUCUCACCUUCUCUCACUAUCACUGCAUCCACCGACCGCUCACAUUCGCCGUCGAUAAGCUCCUCCUCCUUCAUCAAUGGCGGCGGAAGCCUCAGUUUCCGGUCGAAUUGCAAUUUUAUCGCUCUUUCGCCGUCGCCGGCUUACCGGAAUAACUCACAAUUUAGUAAGAGGAAGCGGGGGUUUAUAGUACGCGCUGCUUCGUCGGAUUAUUAUGCAACUUUAGGUGUUUCUAGGUCUGCUUCUGUUAAAGAGAUCAAAGCUGCUUACAGAAAGUUAGCUCGGCAGUUUCAUCCGGAUGUUAACAAGGAUCCCGGAGCAACAGAUAAGUUCAAGGAGAUUAGUGCAGCUUAUGAGGUGUUAUCAGAUGACAAAAAGAGGGCUUUGUAUGAUCAGUAUGGUGAAGAUGGACUGAAAAGUGCUGUUGGAGGAGGAGCUGGUGCCUACACGAGCAAUCCAUUUGAUCUUUUUGAGACUUUCUUUGGAGCAAGUAUGGGUGGCUUCCCAGGGAUGGAUUCUGCCUUUGGAACACGUCGACAGGCUACUGUUACUAAAGGUGAUGAUAUACGCUACGACAUGACUUUAGGAUUUUCUGAGGCUAUUUUUGGGGUGGAGAAAGAGUUUGAGCUUUCGCAUUUGGAAACAUGUGAGGCUUGUGCUGGGAGUGGGGCAAAAGCUGGAUCUAAGAUGAGGAUAUGCUCAACUUGUGGAGGAAGGGGUCAGGUGAUGCGAACUGAGCAGACGCCUUUUGGUUUGUUCUCACAGGUUUCUGUAUGUCCAAAUUGUGGUGGCAAUGGUGAAGUUAUUGCAGAAUAUUGUCGCAAAUGUGCUGGGGAGGGGAGAAUUCGUGUUAAAAAGGAUAUCAAAAUCAAAGUUCCUCCUGGGGUCAGCCGGGGUAGUGUUCUCCGGGUUGCUGGGGAGGGUGAUGCUGCGCCAAAAGGGGGUCCCCCAGGAGAUCUUUUUGUUUACCUUGAUAUUGAAGAGAUACCAGAUAUUCAAAGAGAUGGUAUAAAUCUCCGCUCAGCAAUUUCUAUCAGCUACAUUGAUGCCAUACUGGGCACUGUUGUUAAGGUUAAGACUGUUGAAGGGACCAUUGAUUUGGAGGUUCCACCAGGUGCUCAACCAGGAGACAUCCUUGUUCUUGCAAAGAAGGGUGUACCGAAACUCAACAAACCCUCCAUACGCGGCGAUCACUUGUUUACUGUAAAAAUUACUAUACCAAAGCGCAUCAGUGUUCGAGAACGUGAAUUACUUGAAGAACUUGCUGUCCUUAGUACUACGAAAAGUAACCGUACACGUCCUCGUCCUCAGCCUCGACAAGCCGUUGAAGUGACGGAGACUCAGGCAAGUACUGAUGCUGAGGAAAGCAAGGAAUCAGGAGAUCAGAAUGACCCGUGGAAGAAAAUAAAAGAUUUUGCUGGAUCGGUGGCAAACGGUGCUCUAAAAUGGCUGAGGGAUAAUUUGUAGUUGUGAUCUCAGCUUGUGAUAUUGAUGUCUUCUAUUGUGAGCAUGCAUUUAAAAAUGCCUUGAAGGAAGCAAGUGAGAGUAAACAGAAUCGGUUGCUUGACCAGAUAGAUUGGCUGCAGUUAGGACAAUUUUUUGAUUCUUUUGCGCAGUUUGUAAAUGGCUCAAGCUGAUGGUGCCUUUUUUCUACCUAUUGUAAUGCAAUGCGCAAAUGUAGAGUAAUAUAUAGACCCUUUUUUGAACAGAUGACAUGAUUCAGGGAAUUACAAUGAUUGGUAAAUUGAAGAGUAUUAACCACUUGGUGUUUGAGCGCGCUCCUUUCUUGUUAAAGGAAUGCAAACAAUUGUUUUACCUGCAGAGACUAAUAAUUUUUCUUGAAUCAAUUAUUAAUAAUAUCUUUCAAC